AUGUUUCUUAAAAGAGUGCGGUUCGUCUGCGUGGUGAUCCUCUUCCUGGCGCCAUUCCCCGCCAACACCUGGGACUAUUGCCAGGAGCACUGGUGUCCAAAAUCCAACAAUCAUAUAGCCUGCAACAAUAAUGGGACUUUUGGACCCGAGUGCGGCAGUGAGGCCAGGUUAAUACCGCUGAGCAGUCAGCAACGCUCGUUCAUUGUCAACCAGGUGAACUUCUACCGCAACCAGGUGGCCUCGGGUGGAUUCUCCGGCUUCGGAGCCGCCCACCGAAUGUCCAGUGUGCGCUGGGAUCCCGAGCUGGCCCACCUGGCGGAUAUGGCGGCCAGGAGGUGCAGCCUUUCCGGCGACGAGUGCCGCAACACCAGGCGAUUCAAGCACGUGGGUCAACUGACUGGCCACGUGAUCUUCAGCGCGGGAAAGCACAGCGAUGUGGAGCUGCUGGGCCACAAGAUCUCCAACUGGUUUGGCCAGUAUAAGCGGGCCACCAAGGAGCUGGGCGUAGCGGAUCCAGCCAGUGACAUCACUAGUUUCCGGCAGCUGAUCCAGGAGAGGGCCACCCACCUGGGAUGCGGAGUCCUCCGCCAACGAAGCCACAAGCGGUGGCACCAACAGUUCAUCGUCUGCAACUUUGCUCGCGAGAAUGUGGAUGUGGAACCGGCCUACGAGGUGGGUUCUCUUCCGGCCUCGGGAUGUCGGUCGGGACGCAAUCCCCGCUACCCCAAUCUCUGUGCCCUCCAGGAGCACUACGAUGUGAACGCCGUUGAUAGGUUCCACCAUAAGCAACCCAUAAGGUUCAGGAUCAAGUACAGCGGACCCAAGGCAUCGAAAGCAGUUCGUGGCCUGGCCUUUCAUCCCAACAUCCAUAUGGGACCUGUUUAAAAUAUAAAUAAGGAGCUGAGGGAAGUUCUUACCUUUAAUCAUAUUCCCUCUUGUAUUUUCAUUUAUAUACAUUACCAUUGUAAUUU
Messenger RNA from Drosophila suzukii, 971 nucleotides. Its product is annotated as venom allergen-1. The record is from RefSeq and is a predicted model, not a curated record. NCBI's taxonomy places the organism in Eukaryota, Metazoa, Arthropoda, Insecta, Diptera, Drosophilidae.